Molecule: messenger RNA, 2459 nt
Organism: Mesocricetus auratus (golden hamster)
Lineage: Eukaryota; Metazoa; Chordata; Mammalia; Rodentia; Cricetidae
Gene: Pasd1
Product: PAS domain containing repressor 1
Exons: 14
Coding region: 181-1956 (591 amino acids)
Biological process (GO): circadian regulation of gene expression; regulation of transcription by RNA polymerase II; negative regulation of DNA-templated transcription
Cellular component (GO): CLOCK-BMAL transcription complex
Molecular function (GO): DNA-binding transcription factor activity, RNA polymerase II-specific
Source: RefSeq, a predicted model, not a curated record
UUAAAUGUGAGAACCUAUUUUGAACGAAAAAAAGUUCCUGUCUUCAAUACCUAUGAAGAAUUUCAUAAGACAGUUAUUCAGUCAUUUGAAAACAUUUCAAUUGUACUGAACAUAGAAGGGACAGUUGUUUUUAUAUCGCAGAAUGUGUCACCUCUUCUUGGCCAUCGUCCAGAAGAUAUUAUGGGGACGUCUUUAUUAAAUAUUCUUCUCAAUGAAGAAAAAGAAAAAAUAUCUCAGAAGAUUAUUCUUGAUCUUCCUUUGGCACAGUUUGUUGGAAAUCUUACUGAAUUUUGCUGUUAUGUAAGAAGAGGAAAUGUAGGCCAGGAUUCCCAGGGAAGAUAUGGUUACAGACGCAUGCAAGAAGGAAGGGACAAAUAUGAGUAUGUGAAAUUCAUCUUGUACCUGCAGGAUUCUUAUGAUGAGUCAUUUGUAUUUUUUGGAAACUAUGGUCCUAAUAGCAGAAACAUUUGGUCAUCAACUACAAAGUUGUUAUGGGAGCAACAGUACUAUCUCGUGGGGACCAUUUCAGUUCUUCGUACAAUGGCCAAAUCGGAACAUCCCGUUGACAUUAAACCUCCAGUUAUAGUUGUUGAAUCAGAUGAUGACAGUUUUAUAGAGCACCGCAGGUGUGUAAAACGACGCAGGGGGAGUGAAACUGAAAGAAAUUGCCAGGCUGAAAAUGUGAAUAUGGAACAUCGUGAAUCAUCUCCCGAAGUUGAGAUUAUAGAUGUUCGACCAGCCAUUCAGAAAAUUCCACUUGAAUUAGGUCUGCCCAGGACACAGUCUCAAUCAAGUAUAUGCUCAAAUAUAAGUAUAAAUUCAAACAAGAGCACAACCACAAGCAAUUCGUCCACAGAUUUUGCAACAUCAGCAGCAUUAUCAUCACCCUAUAUGGUAGAUCCAAAGAACAUGCUAGAGCCUGUGGACAUAGAAUUUGAAGUAGGUUCAGAAUUUCUUCUGAGUGACAGCGAGGAAGAACAGACCUCCUCAGAACAUAGAGAAUUCAGCCAUGAGAAUGUGAAGAAAUUCUUGGAAGAGGAGAAGGGCUCCAAUACCAAGGAACACGUUAUUGAUGAAACUCCUGGUUCUUCUUCAGAUGAAGAUUGCUACAUAAUAGAUGAUAUUGAAUACCAAAAAGGCCCUAAGAUUUCAGAAACCAUCGUGGACCAAGGACAAGAACAUCAAAAGACAGUUGAGACAGCCCCAAAGUGUCCAAGCCCAGUAGUACAGCCUGUGCGUCCAGAGGCAGUGGUGGAACCUAUGGUACGCAAAGAUUUGCCAGCCUGUUAUGUAGUUGAGCCAAGAAGAACACUUGACUUGCAGUGUCCACUUUUGAGGGAAAGGUUUGCCCCACUCUAUGACCCACAAGUGAGGACACAAAUCUAUGAUUUGAGUACAAACAGGUCGUUUGAGGAGGAACUACCUUCUUACAGAGACAUUGAAGAAGAGGAAAGGGAACGAGAACAAUGUGAAUAUGAGUUGGCUCAAUGUACUGAGAUGUUUCACAACUUACCAUAUGAACAGCCAACAGCACAAAUGGAGCAAGGGCAAGAAAAUCAGGUAUUUCAGCCACAAGAUCAGGUGAUGGCUGUUAUUAAUGACCUGGGACCAGUUUCCAUUAAUUUCUUUGGAAGUGAUAACUCUGAGUAUCCACAAAAUGAGACACAUAGAUUUUGGGAUAAUCAUGUUGAUCAUACUCUUCCAAUGCUGCAUGUCCCGUCGACAACACCAAUUCCAUAUCAACCAGUAGCAGCAACACAUCCACCACUGGCAGCAACAAAUCCCCCACUGACAGUGACAUACCAGUCAUUGGCAACAUUGUCACCUCACCCAUCUGCAAGGUCACAUUUUGCUUCUUCUGACUACCUAAGAGAAGAUGGGCCACAUUUUGUGCCUCCUGGUCAAGCAAAUUCUGGUUAUUUUGUGAUUGAAGAGGACAUCAAUCCUCAUCCAUGAGGGGAAGAUGAAGCAGAAGACAGACCACCAUGGUCUGUGUGGGAAAGGGACAUAUAAAGUGGGCAGAGUCCCUUUGCGGGAGAGGGAGGGUGGAUUAUUUUUUCUCUACUCAAAAAUUGAAUUUGUGGUUAUUUUUAAGCAUAGUCAGUUUAUUGGAAAUGAUGCUGCAUAAGCAAACUGUCACAUCCAACUUUGGGUGUGAUAACAAGUAUUCACUAGCCCUUUUAUGUCCCACAAUAUUUCGUGUGGCAAGCUGAUUUCAAUGGGCAGAAUUUCAGGAGAUUUUUUUGACAAAAUAAAAAAUGCCUCAGCAGUUUGCAAUAUAGAAAAGGCCAUUCCACCAUGUCUUUUCCCCAAAUUCUGGGGCCUUAAUCUUAAUUUGUUCCCACCUUUCUUCUGUAACCCUAUAGCCCUGCUAUGUUAGAUAACAUAUGUUAAAUAGAUAUUCAAUUGUGAGAAAUUAAUAUCUUCACAAAAUAAGAUACAUCUUUGCUUAAUAAACA